CACUGGAGAGAAACCUUUUAAGUGUUCACACUGCGAACAAGAGGUUCAGACGGUCAAGCGACCUGAAAACACAUGAGAUGGUCCACACUGGAGAGAAACCUUUCAAGUGUUCACACUGCGACAAGAGAUUCAGUCAGUCAGGACAUCUGAAAAAACAUGAGAAGAUCCACACUGGAGAGAAACCGUAUCACUGCACUGCAUGUGUUAAGAGUUUCACUCAUUCAUCUUCUCUACACAGUCAUACAAAUCACAAUCGCAACCUGAUGAAGGAGAAUGAGGAGAGUGAGGAGGAGAAACAUCAUUAUGUAAAAUCUAGAGAAAAAACUCCCUUACAGACUAAAAGUGUUUCAUUACUGAAAAGAAGAGAAAGGAAAUGUUUCACCUGCCGUCAGUGUGGAAAGAGUUUCACACGCAAACAGAAACUCAAUGUUCACAUGAGGAUCCACACUGGAGAGAAACCGUUCACAUGUGAUCAGUGUGGAGUGAGUUUCAGACAUAAAGAAUCCCUUAAGCUACACAUGUUUAUCCACACUGGAGAGAAACUGCAUGAAUGUGAUCAAUGUGGCAAAACAUUUUUGACGGCUUCAGUCCUGAAGGAUCACCUGAAAGUUCAUUCACAGGAGAAACCACAUUCAUGUUCUUUGUGUGGAAAGAGUUUUUCACUGCUGCAAAAUUUAAAAAUACAUCAGAAAAGACAUACUGGUGUGAGAAAUCAUAUGUGCUUUGAGUGUGAGAAGACUUUUAUUACAGCUGGAGAUUUGAAACAGCACCAGAGGAUUCACACUGGAGAGAGACCUUACAAGUGUUCACACUGCAACAAGAGAUUCAGUCAGUCAGGAACCCUGAAAGCUCAUGAGAGGAUCCACACUGGAGAGAAACCGUAUCACUGCACUGCAUGUGGGAAGAGUUUCAACCAAUCAUCUGCUCUACGCAGUCAUACAAAACACAAUCACAAUCUGAAGGGACACUGAGACAUCGAAUUUGCCGUUACAUAACUGGCGAGAGACGGCCAGGAAGAGGACGGGAUACGACCACGGUGGGCACGAGACAUCACGAAACAAAGCCGCUGUAGAA
Molecule: messenger RNA, 1074 nt
Organism: Megalobrama amblycephala (Wuchang bream)
Lineage: Eukaryota; Metazoa; Chordata; Actinopteri; Cypriniformes; Xenocyprididae
Product: zinc finger protein 239-like
Exons: 3
Coding region: 78-971 (297 amino acids)
Biological process (GO): regulation of transcription by RNA polymerase II
Molecular function (GO): RNA polymerase II cis-regulatory region sequence-specific DNA binding; DNA-binding transcription factor activity
Source: RefSeq, a predicted model, not a curated record